Molecule: messenger RNA, 1679 nt
Organism: Gastrolobium bilobum
Lineage: Eukaryota; Viridiplantae; Streptophyta; Magnoliopsida; Fabales; Fabaceae
Product: 3-hydroxyisobutyryl-CoA hydrolase-like protein 5
Exons: 16
Coding region: 121-1296 (391 amino acids)
Biological process (GO): L-valine catabolic process
Molecular function (GO): 3-hydroxyisobutyryl-CoA hydrolase activity
Source: RefSeq, a predicted model, not a curated record
CACAUGUUUUUCAAGACCAGAGGAUCUGGAUCCAUGUUUAGUUCACUGACUUAAUAACCUCAUUAUUAGUUGUAGUUCAUCCUCGUUCCUGCAUUUACGUUUGUUCUGCUUUGACCUCAAAUGGAUGCAAUACCAGAAGAGCAGGUUGUUCUUGGAGAAGAGAUAGAUCAUGUAAGGGUUGUCACUUUGAACAGGCCAAGGCAAUUGAAUGCUGUCUCACCUGAACUGCUUUAUCUUCUAGCAGCAUAUAUGGAAAAGUGGGAGAAAGAUGACAAAGCAGAGCUAAUUAUCAUAAAGGGAGCUGGUAGGGCUUUUUGUCCUGGAGGGGAUUUGAGAGUAUUCUAUGAUCGCUUGAAAACAAAGGAUUCCUCCUGCCUUGAAGAAUUCUUCUACAGAUUUUACUGGCUUUGUUAUCACAUUAGUACCUAUAAGAAAACUCAGGUUGCUCUUGUUCAUGGAAUUUCAAUGGGUGGAGGUGCAGCUUUGAUGGUACCAUUGAAGUUCUCAGUUGUUACAGAAAAAGCUGUUUUUGCCACUCCUGAAGCAAGUAUUGGAUUUCAUGCUGAUUGUGGCUUCUCUUACUACCAUUCUCGUUUACCAGGGCAUUUGGGUGAAUACUUAACACUUACUGGAGGAAGGUUGAGUGGGAAGGAAAUAGUUGCAGCUAGAUUGGCAACCCAUUUUGUCUCUUCUGAGAAAAUUCUUGAGCUAGAGAAGCGCCUGAUUAGCUUAAAUUCUGGUGAUGAGAAUGCUGUAAAAUCAGUAAUUGAAGAAUUUUCUUCAGAAGUUAAACUUGAUGAAGAGAGUAUUUUAAACAAGCAGUCAAUAAUUGAUGAGUGUUUCUCAAAGGAUUCUGUUGAAGAAAUUAUAAAAGCAUUGGAAGCUGAAGCAAACAAGGAAGGAAAUGGAUGGAUAGGUGCAGCUUUAAAAACCAUGAAAAGAUCAUCACCUACUGCAUUGAAAAUAAUGUUAAGAUCGGUUCGUGAGGGAAGGAAUCAAACACUAUCUGAAUGCGUGAAAAAGGAAUUCAGAUUAACAAUUAAUAUACUACGAACUACAUUAUCUGAAGAUAUGUAUGAGGGUAUUAGAGCUCUCACCAUUGACAAGGAUAAUGCUCCAAAGUGGGAACCUCCAUCGCUUGACAAAGUAGAUAAUGGAAAGUUGGACUUGAUCUUUCAACCAUUUGAUAAGAAUUUGGAGCUUCAGAUUCCAGAAAAGGAGGAAUGCAGGUGGGAUGGUAAAUCUGAGAAUUCAGUUUAUGCGAUUCCAAACAAAACAAUACCAAUCUCUGGUUAGAUGGUGCUUCUCUAAAAAUUCCUCCAUAAAUUUGUCCUGGAUUUCUCUACUUCCUUGUGUGCUUUUAUCCAGGCUACUGUUUCAUGUUCCUGAAUAAUUUCUAUAAACAAUAAAAAGGUUCAUUAAGUACUGUAUAGGGCUAGCCCUCCAUGUUUGUUAUCACUGUUCUGAGGAAAAAUAUUAUGUAAUUUCAACUGUUACGUGGGUGGAAGUGUUAUGCUGUAGAAAUAUAAUGCUCCUCCAAGUGUUCGAAGCGACAUCAGUUACUAUUACUUUGGAACAGCUGCAAUAUCAAUUUCCUUGUACUAUAAUGGGCAUCUUAUAUUGUAAGUUGUACGGAGUCAUUUGUGCAAUGUAUCAUUUCCUCAAUAUUUAUUAUUAUU